This is a messenger RNA of Drosophila eugracilis, 421 nucleotides long. RefSeq lists its product as uncharacterized. The record is from RefSeq and is a predicted model, not a curated record. The transcript has a single exon. Bases 24 to 314 code for a protein of 96 amino acids. Lineage: Eukaryota; Metazoa; Arthropoda; Insecta; Diptera; Drosophilidae.
UUGCCCGUAGAUGAUUGAACAAGAUGAAGAGCCACAUUAUUCCAGUUUUGUUCCUGUUCGGUAUUAUUUGUGCAGUGCUGAUUGCUGCCCAUCCGCAUGACCUUAUUGGAUUACCGGAUGACUCCAACAAUGAUCUCUUGGAGGAAGGCAGUGGCUACAAUAGUGCAGAAGAGUUCAUGAACGCCAUGGACGAACUCAUCAGGCAAUGGCAGGAAAACGAUGCAGCUCAGGAAAACUCAACUGACUACUCAAGCGGAGAUUAUGAUGAGACGACAUUGAGUUCUAUUGAUUUUGUAACCGAACUGGUUGCUUAAUAGAAAAUUACUUUGUAAAUUAUUUAUUAAAUUUAAUAAUUAUAAGGAGAUGCCUCUUUUGCUUGUAUAUAAAAAUUCCUAAAAUGCUUUAUAGCAUUUAAACUGAA